AUGACUGUCACUUACUCCAGUAAAGUAGCAAAUGCGACUUUUUUUGGAUUUCAUAGGUUACUCCUCAAGUGGAGAGGGAGCAUCUACAAACUACUGUACAGGGAAUUUAUUGUUUUUGCUCUUCUUUACACAGCAAUAAGUUUGGUGUACAGAUUGUUACUUACAGGAGCCCAAAAACGUUACUUUGAAAAAUUAUCAAUUUACUGUGACAGAUAUGCUGAACAAAUCCCAGUAACCUUUGUGCUUGGGUUUUAUGUCACUCUGGUAGUGAACCGGUGGUGGAACCAGUUCGUGAACCUGCCCUGGCCAGACAGGCUGAUGUUCCUCAUCUCCAGCAGUGUUCACGGCAGCGACGAGCACGGGCGCCUGCUCCGAAGGACGCUGAUGCGCUAUGUCAAUCUCACGUCCCUGCUCAUCUUCCGCUCGGUGAGCACCGCUGUGUACAAAAGAUUCCCAACCAUCGACCACGUGGUUGAAGCAGGUUUUAUGACUGCUGAUGAAAGGAAAUUGUUUGACCAUCUCAAAUCCCCUCAUUUGAAAUACUGGGUUCCAUUUAUCUGGUUCGGAAAUCUCGCAGCAAAAGCCCGGAAGGAAGGUAGAAUCCGAGACAGUGUUGACCUGCAGUCCUUAAUGACGGAAAUGAACCGCUUUCGCUCUUGGUGCAGCCUCUUAUUCGGUUAUGACUGGGUUGGAAUCCCACUGGUUUACACUCAGGUUGUCACUCUGGCUGUCUAUACCUUCUUUGUUGCCUGCCUGAUUGGGCGGCAGUUUUUGGAUCCCACCAAGGGCUAUGCUGGGCAUGACUUAGAUCUCUACAUUCCAGUUUUUACUCUCCUCCAGUUCGUCUUCUAUGCUGGAUGGCUCAAGGUAGCAGAACAGCUGAUCAACCCUUUUGGAGAAGACGAUGAUGACUUUGAAACUAACUGGUGCAUCGACAGAAAUCUACAGGUCUCUCUUUUAGCUGUGGAUGAAAUGCACAUGAGCUUACCCAAGAUGAAGAAGGACAUUUACUGGGACGAUUCUGCUGCGCGGCCACCAUACACACUGGCAGCUGCUGACUACUGCAUACCCUCCUUUCUGGGGUCAACCAUCCAGAUGGGGCUGUCCGCGAACUACGCGCCCGCCGAGGACUGGCUGUGGGGGAUCGAGAAGCACGGCCCUCACCGCUCGGUGAUCCGGAAGGUCAAGCGGUUCCUGAGCACCAGUGAAAACCCCUCCAGCCCCAAGCGGAGGCCCUACGGGCGGCAGACCAGCGACAGCUCCGUCUUCUUCCCCUCCGCGGACCUCAGCCCAACCCGGGACCUGCUGGACGUGCCCUCGAGGAGCCCCUACCGGCCCCAGGCCUCCAGGAAGCAGAGCCGCGCCCGGGAGGGGAGCCCCAAGCUGCACUCCAGCCUGGGGGAGCUCUCCCUGAUCCGGGAGACCAGCCGGGCCAGCACGCUCCAGAGCCUGAGCCCGCAGCCCAGCCUGCGGGCCUCCCCCACGAAGAUGCCCCGGGUGCCCGAGGUGCUCAUCACCGCCGCGGAGGAGCACCUGUGUGACUCCAGCGCCUCCCUGCAAAGUCUGGUGUUUACGGGGGUCCAGCCCAGCAGGACCGGGCCGCAGCAGGACCUGAUGGAACUCAGCCCGCGGCCUGCAGAGGAGCCGCCUCCUCAGGGCCUCGGUUCGCACCCUGCCGCCGGCCAAGCGGAGAGAAACAUCCUCGGCUUUGGCACAGAUGAGUACCUGGAUGAGAAUGACAUGUUCCCCAAGAGGUGGAGCCUUCCCGGCUUCCUGGAGUCUAGCCAGACGUCCCUGGCAGGGCUGGGUCCAGACCCGGUGAGCUCCGAGCCCACGCUUUUACUCGAGCCGGACACUUCCUCAGAGAUCGCUGGGACCAACUUUGUGAAUGACUCUCCUGUCCUCCACGAUGUUCUGUACCUAGAGGAAGACCUAGACACCAAGGAAACAGACAUCAUAGAGUCCUACAACGAGCACUCGGAGGGGUCUCCUAAGGGACAACCCAGAAGUGCUAGGACCUUGUCCUAG
Messenger RNA from Sorex araneus (European shrew), 2028 nucleotides. RefSeq names its product bestrophin 3 (gene BEST3). Gene Ontology annotation, molecular function: chloride channel activity. The transcript has 9 exons. The record is from RefSeq and is a predicted model, not a curated record. Bases 1 to 2028 code for a protein of 675 amino acids. Lineage: Eukaryota; Metazoa; Chordata; Mammalia; Eulipotyphla; Soricidae.